AUGAAGCAGACCGACCAGCCGACAAAAAGCCUUCCCCCACAAGGCAGGCUGGGCUCAUACCACCGCGCUUGUGAACUCGCUAGCCGGCUAGUACUACACAGUACAUCGUCAGGUCAUCGUGGUGACGAUCUAGGUAAUGUUGCCGCUGAUUUUCAUUUGACGGAUCGAUUAUCGGGCGAUGGCCAACAAGUUGUCACUGAGGCCGAUGGGUUUCCCACCGGCUUUCUUCGACCUUCCCCGACGAGUCCGAACCACGGUCGUUCACAACCAGGAUGGAAAGCGACCGUAUCCAUUGAUCAACAGUACCGUAAUGGAGAUGAGCGGGGAUUUCGGGGUCAAAUCGACCAAGAGAACGAAGCACAUCGCGGGAAAAGGGGAAGAUCGAAACAAAGGGAGUUCCGAGACGAGGAAGACUUUCCUUUGGGGAAUGGCAGAGGGGCCUGUGGCGCAUUACCACUGAAGACUACCACUAAGAAAGGUAGAACCUUCCGGCAACCAGGUACGCUUACCCUACUGGCCGCUGUUUGGCUUGCUUAUGAUCUAUUUGUUCUUUUCUACGUUCGUAUUCCUCCUCUAUGUGCGUGUUUAGAGUUUACGAGGGAGAAUAUUUGUGUGGAAGAAUUAGCCUGCGCUUAG
Molecule: messenger RNA, 636 nt
Organism: Aspergillus niger
Lineage: Eukaryota; Fungi; Ascomycota; Eurotiomycetes; Eurotiales; Aspergillaceae
Exons: 7
Coding region: 1-636 (211 amino acids)
Source: RefSeq, a predicted model, not a curated record